Knipowitschia caucasica is the source of this 1614-nucleotide messenger RNA. The record is from the annotation of a GenBank genome assembly. NCBI's taxonomy places the organism in Eukaryota, Metazoa, Chordata, Actinopteri, Gobiiformes, Gobiidae.
AUGAGCAGGUUUUAUUUACACAGCAGCAGAAGCAGAAGAGAACACAUCACCCCUGGACCCAGAGAACACAUCACCCCUGGACUCAGAGAACACAUCACCCCUGGGCUGAGAGAACACAUCACCCCUGGGCUGAGAGAACACAUCACCCCUGGACUCAGAGAACACAUCACCCCUGGGCCCAGAGAACACAUCACCCCUGGGCCCAGAGAACACAUCACCCCUGGACCCAGAGAACACAUCACCCCUGGGCCCAGAGAACACAUCACCCCUGGGCCCAGAGAACACAUCACCCCUGGGCCCAGAGAACACAUCAUCCCUGGACCCAGAGAACACAUCACCCCUGGGCCCAGAGAACACAUCACCCCUGGACCCAGAGAACACAUCACCCCUGGGCCCAGAGAACACAUCACCCCUGGGCUGAGAGAACACAUCACCCCUGGACCCAGAGAGCACAUCACCCCUGGACCCAGAGAACACAUCACCCCUGGACCCAGAGAACACAUCACCCCUGGACCCAGAGAACACAUCACCCCUGGACCCAGAGAACACAUCACCCCUGGGCUGAGAGAACACAUCACCCCUGGACCCAGAGAACACAUCACCCCUGGACCCGGAGAACACAUCACCCCUGGGCCCAGAGAACACAUCACCCCUGGGCCCAGAGAACACAUCACCCCUGGGCCCAGAGAACACAUCACCCCUGGGCUGAGAGAACACAUCACCCCUGGGCCCAGAGAACACAUCACCCCUGGGCCCAGAGAACACAUCACCCCUGGACCCAGAGAACACAUCACCCCUGGGCCCAGAGAACACAUCACCCCUGGACCCAGAGAACACAUCACCCCUGGGCCCAGAGAACACAUCACCCCUGGGCCCAGAGAACACAUCACCCCUGGACCCAGAGAACACAUCACCCCUGGGCCCAGAGAACACAUCACCCCUGGGCCCAGAGAACACAUCACCCGUGGGCUGAGAGAACACAUCACCCCUGGGCCCAGAGAACACAUCACCCCUGGGCCCAGAGAACACAUCACCCCUGGGCCCAGAGAACACAUCACCCCUGGGCCCAGAGAACACAUCACCCCUGGACCCAGAGAACACAUCACCCCUGGACCCAGAGAACACAUCACCCGUGGGCUGAGAGAACACAUCACCCCUGGACCCAGAGAACACAUCACCCCUGGGCUGAGAGAACACAUCACCCCUGGGCUGAGAGAACACAUCACCCCUGGGCCCAGAGAACACAUCACCCCUGGACCCGGAGAACACAUCACCCCUGGGCCCAGAGAACACAUCACCCCUGGGCCCAGAGAGCACAUCACCCCUGGACCCAGAGAACACAUCACCCCUGGACCCAGAGAACACAUCACCCGUGGGCUGAGAGAACACAUCACCCCUGGACCCAGAGAACACAUCACCCCUGGGCUGAGAGAACACAUCACCCCUGGGCUGAGAGAACACAUCACCCCUGGGCCCAGAGAACACAUCACCCCUGGACCCGGAGAACACAUCACCCCUGGGCCCAGAGAACACAUCACCCCUGGACCCAGAGAACACAUCACCCCUGGACUCUGCAGACUUACAGUAACAAACGGGGAGUUUCCACGGGUCUAG